Molecule: messenger RNA, 3858 nt
Organism: Mucor velutinosus
Lineage: Eukaryota; Fungi; Mucoromycota; Mucoromycetes; Mucorales; Mucoraceae
Product: GDP-L-fucose synthase
Exons: 9
Coding region: 1-3858 (1285 amino acids)
Biological process (GO): glutathione metabolic process
Cellular component (GO): cytosol
Molecular function (GO): 5-oxoprolinase (ATP-hydrolyzing) activity
Source: RefSeq, a predicted model, not a curated record
AUGACAACUACAUCUGCACCACUGACCAUCUGUAUUGACAGAGGAGGUACAUUUACUGAUUGUAUUGGUUUCGUCGGUAAACCGGGAGAUGAAAACUACAAGGAAUACGUUGUGAAAUUGCUCUCAGAGGACCCUUCAAACUACAAAGACGCUCCUACCGAAGGCAUUAGACGAAUCGUAGAGCUUGCUACGGGUGAAAAGCACCCUCGGUCUGAGCCUGUGCCUACGACCAACAUUGAAAGCGUGCGCAUGGGCACCACAGUCGCUACCAAUGCAUUGCUAGAGAGAAAAGGAGAAUCAAGUGCAUUGCUCAUCACCAAAGGUUUUGGCGAUCUAUUGACCAUAGGCAAUCAAUCAAGACCCAAGAUCUUUGAUCUCUCUAUUAGUAAGCCCGACGUGCUCUAUCAAAAGGUCAUUGAGAUUGAUGAGCGUGUUGUCUUGCUAAAUUCAGCUGCUUCAUCCGAGCAGAUUGAUCCCAAAGAUAUCAAGGAUGAUAAUGUGAGUCAAGGUAUAUCAGGAGAGUGGAUCAAAGUAGUUCAACCACCAGACCUGGAUGCCAUCAAACUUCAAUUGCAAUCACUGUAUGACGAAGGCUACAGAAGCAUUGCCAUUUGUCUUUUGCACUCUUACACUUUCCCUGACCAUGAGCAACAGAUUGGCGAAUUAGCGCAGUCUAUUGGCUUUGACCACGUCUCGCUUUCCAGCCAGGUCAUGCCCAUGGUCAAGGUGGUUCCACGCGGUACGUCAGCAACUGCAGAUGCCUAUUUGACACCUUGUAUCAAGAAAUACAUCAAGGGGUUUGUAAGCGGCUUUGAUGAUGGAUUUGAAAAAGGGACAACACAGUUGCAAUUCAUGCAAAGUGAUGGUGGUUUGGUGCCUGUGAGCAAUUUCUCUGGUUUCAGGGCCAUCUUGUCUGGCCCUGCAGGCGGCGUCGUUGGAUACGCUUUGACAACAUUUGACAGGCAGUCCAAGGUACCUGUCAUUGGGUUUGAUAUGGGUGGUACUAGCACAGAUGUGUCUCGAUUCGAUGGUCAUUAUGAACAUGUGUUUGAGACGACUACUGCUGGCGUUACUAUACAAGCACCUCAAUUAGACAUCAACACAGUGGCUGCUGGCGGUGGAUCCAUGCUGUUUUUUAAGAAUGGCAUGUUUGUCGUCGGCCCUGAGAGUGCUGGUGCUCAUCCAGGCCCCGCCUGUUACAGAAAGGGUGGUCCAUUAGCUGUUUCGGAUGCCAACUUGCAUCUCGGCCGUCUUCUGCCAGACUACUUUCCCAAGAUCUUUGGGCCUAACGAAGAUCAACCUCUGGACAGGGAUGUCGUGGAAAAGAAGUUUCAAGAGCUUGCCGAUACCAUUAAUACCUCGACGGGUGAGCACAAGUCCUUGGAUGAGAUUGUUUAUGGCUUUAUCAAGGUAGCCAACGAAACCAUGUGUCGUCCAAUCCGUGCCUUGACUGAAGCCAAAGGUCAUGAUACAAGCAAUCACACUCUGGCUGUAUUUGGUGGUGCUGGUGGCCAACACGCAUGUGGCAUCGCCCGUAACCUUGGUAUCAACAAGAUUGUGCUGUAUCGCCACAGCUCUAUCUUGUCUGCUUUCGGCUUGGCACUCGCUGAUGUUGUUCAUGAGGUGCAGGAGCCCUCGGCUGAAAAGCUGAAUACAGGGCUAUCUCGUAUCCAAGAGCGUGUAUCACAUUUGAAAAAUGAAUCAAUUGCUGAGCUUUCCAAACAAGGCUUCAGAGACAGAGAUAUUGUCACUGAAGUCUAUCUCAACCUUCGCUACGAUGGCACUGAUUGUGCCUUGAUGACACUGCAACCUGCUGCUGAUAACUGGGACUUUGAAAACGCAUUCCACGAGGUGUACACUCAGGAAUUUGGCUUCUUGCUCAAGGACAGAGACAUCAUUGUGGAUGAUAUCCGUGUUCGUGGCAUUGGAAAGACCAUUCAAAACAACGAUCUCACGCCUGAUCGUGAUAUUGAAGAGCUCAAGGCAGCAAACAAGAUUGUGGAGAUCUCCAACGCGACGGACAAUUUUGCAUCCGUUUAUUUCGAGGAAACUGGAAGAGAUGACCAUGUUCCUGUCUACCGUUUGGGUGAUCUGAAGCCAGGAUCUUCCAUUACUGGACCCGCCAUCAUCAUUGAUGUCACUGCCACUGUCGUUGUGGAGCCUUCUUGCACCGCAUUGAUUACGGCAGGACAUAUUACCAUCACUGUAGGUCGUGGCGAAAAAAAGGUGGUUACUACUGAAAUGGAACCCAUUCAGCUGUCCAUCUUUUCGCACAGAUUCAUGAGUAUUGCUGAGCAAAUGGGCCGUACAUUGCAAAAGACAGCUAUUUCAACCAACAUCAAGGAGAGAUUAGACUUUUCGUGUGCUUUAUUUGGUGCUGAUGGCGGUCUCGUAGCCAAUGCACCUCAUAUUCCUGUGCAUUUAGGCUCAUUGAGUCAUGCUGUCAUUUAUCAACUCAACUACUAUGAUGGCCAACUAUCCGAGGGCGAUGUGAUCAUGACAAACCACCCACAAGCAGGUGGCUCUCAUUUGCCUGAUAUCACCAUUAUCACACCUGUGUUCGACAAUGGCAAGAUUGUCUUUUUUGUGGCAUCCAGAGGCCAUCAUGCUGAUAUCGGCGGCAUCUCUCCUGGAUCCAUGCCUCCUCAUUCCAAAGAGCUAUAUCAAGAAGGAGCUGCCAUCAAGUCAUUCAAGAUUGUUUCCAAAGGUCAUUUCGACCAAAAGGGGCUUGAGGAACAUUUGUGCACUAUCCCAGCUUCCUAUCCUGGAUGCUCAGGUUCACGUGCAUUCAAAGAUAACGUUUCAGAUCUCAAGGCUCAAAUUGCUGCUAAUCAAAAGGGCAUCAACCUGGUCAAAUCACUGAUUCAAGAAUACUCGUUGGAAGUGGUGCAAGCCUACAUGAUGCAUAUCCGUCGAAACGCUUCAGAUGCAGUGAAGUCUCUUUUAAAACAAGUCGCCCAGGAGCAUUCUGAGCAAUUGAUAGCCAUUGAUCACAUGGAUGAUGGUACGCCUAUCCACUUAAAGGUGUCUAUUGACCCAGUUCAAGGUACCGCUUUGUUUGAUUUCCAAGGAACAGGCCCUGAAGUGUAUGGAAAUACAAAUACGCCUGAAAGUGUGUGCCACUCUGCUAUCAUUUAUUCUAUCCGUUGUUUGGUGAAUCAAGACAUUCCACUCAAUUCUGGCUGUCUGGAGCCUAUAUCCAUCAAAAUCCCUGCCAACUCCAUCUUGAGUCCUUCUGAGCGUUGUGCUGUCGUGGGAGGCAAUGUCUUGACUAGUCAGCGAUUGGUGGAUGUCGUGCUCAAGGCCUUCAAUGCCUGCGCAGCUAGUCAGGGAUGCUGCAACAACCUCACGUUUGGUAAAGGUGGGAAGAAUGAAGAUACCGGUAGCACAACCACUGGUUGGGGUUACUAUGAAACCAUUGCUGGUGGCAGUGGUGCCGGUCCUACAUGGGAAGGUCAAAGCGGUGUGCACACCCACAUGACGAACACUCGUAUCACUGAUCCUGAGAUCUUGGAGAAACGCUAUCCUGUGAUACUUCACCAGUUUGCAAUUCGUCCUCACACAGGUGGUCGAGGCAAACACAAUGGCGGUGAUGGUGUCAUUCGUGAAAUCGAAUUUUUAGAGGAUGGCAUCCAAGUGUCCAUCUUGUCUGAGCGACGCGUGUUUAGUCCCUAUGGCCUUGCUGGCGGCGAGGAUGGCAAGAAGGGCCUCAAUAUCUGGGUUCGGCAUGAAAAGUCCAGCCAAGGCGAUGAUGUUGUAAGGACACUCAACAUGACUGGAAAGAAUUCGGCCCUGUUUGGCCGUGGUGAUCGCAUCGUCAUUAAUACGCCUGGCGGUGGUGGAUAUGGUCAAAAGUAA